AUGAUUAGUGUUAUGGAAGCCAGCGAAAGCGGGGAUGAUUUAGGGGGCGCUGCUUUUCUCACGGAUGGUGUUUACACUGUACAUGAUGACGUAGAUGGAAAUUUAUCUGCCGAAAAUACAGACGACGAUACGAAUGACACUAAGGAAAAAGUAGGAGCUCCUUUGAGAGAGCAAGAUCGUUUUCUUCCCAUUGCAAAUGUUGCUAAAAUAAUGAAAAAAGCUGUACCUGAAUUGGGAAAGAUUGCCAAAGAUGCUAGGGAAUGUGUACAGGAAUGUGUGUCUGAAUUUAUUUCAUUUAUAACUAGUGAAGCAAGUGACAGAUGUCAUAUGGAAAAAAGAAAAACUAUAAAUGGUGAGGAUAUAUUAUUUGCAAUGACAACUCUUGGUUUCGAUAAUUAUGUUGAACCUCUGAAAAUAUACCUUCAAAAAUAUAGGGAAGCAACUAAAGGUGAUAGACCUACAAUUGAAGAAAUAUAUGAAAAUAAAGUUUUCAGUGCAGGAGUUAUACCAGAUAAUUCAAAUUCUGAUACAAUUUUAUAUGCUUAUCCUGAACAAAUACAGCACUUUCAAAUACAGUAA
Pediculus humanus corporis (human body louse) is the source of this 579-nucleotide messenger RNA. RefSeq names its product Nuclear transcription factor Y subunit beta, putative. Gene Ontology annotation, molecular function: DNA-binding transcription activator activity, RNA polymerase II-specific; protein heterodimerization activity; RNA polymerase II cis-regulatory region sequence-specific DNA binding. Gene Ontology annotation, cellular component: CCAAT-binding factor complex; nucleus. Gene Ontology annotation, biological process: regulation of transcription by RNA polymerase II. Lineage: Eukaryota; Metazoa; Arthropoda; Insecta; Psocodea; Pediculidae. The transcript has 5 exons. The coding region runs from base 1 to 579 and encodes 192 amino acids. The record is from RefSeq and is a predicted model, not a curated record.